Molecule: messenger RNA, 933 nt
Organism: Alternaria metachromatica
Lineage: Eukaryota; Fungi; Ascomycota; Dothideomycetes; Pleosporales; Pleosporaceae
Exons: 1
Coding region: 1-933 (310 amino acids)
Cellular component (GO): cytoplasm
Source: RefSeq, a predicted model, not a curated record
AUGAACAGAUUGCUGACCUCCCUCUUUAACAUGUCGCGACCGAAGAAGCCCACGCAUGCAGCCGUAACGCGAUUCGUCGAGACGUUCCUACCGCCGAAGGAAAACGAUGUCCAGCGACUCUACCACACGCCGCGAAACCCUCGAUACGACUCUGAGACCGCCGUGGUUGAGCAGAUUGUAUUGAGUGUUACCCCUACACCAGGGGUAUACUCAUUGAUUGGCUAUCCACUAGACGAGAGCACCAUUGGCGCAACGACGCUCCUCCCAAGAAUAUACCCCCGGCCGCCGCGAACACUAUGCUUUCUGCACCGGCCUUUCCAACUCGACAGGCGCAGCGUGCGCAAAGGAACACUUGUACUUUCGAGCCAUACAUCUUUCGACGAAGUCCUCACUGUUGGAUGGAACACGGUGCUGGCGGAGCGCCUGGGCAUGGCGACGGCAGACUGCCUCUGCGUGCAAGGCUACAAAGGAGAUCCAGAGAGAAAGAUUGGAAUCAUCGGUCAGGUCUCUAAAACUCUGGAUGCAGUUCUGAGCCAAGUACAGGAUGAGUUUGGAGCAUCGGAGCUCGCGCACGAAGGAUACUCGGACGAGAUACGCAUCAUUGCGAUCAUGAACGCGUUCAACGAGGACGAGGUGCAUUGCGUGUUGGCAAUGGCUCAGGAGCGCGGGUGGAUAAUGGAGGGUGAAGACGGUGGACACUUGCUUUACCUGACCGGUCAACCCAGAGUCAGUGGCAUGGAGGCAGCCAAAGCACUGGGCAUGUCAGUAGUCUGCGUAGGACAUCGGCAAGGGGAAGAUUGGGGCAUUCGCUUUCUGGGCCAAGAGCUGAGGAAAGCGUUCCCUGGUGCGCGUGUGGAAGAAGUGUAUGAGGAGGAGAUACCCGUUGUAAGAGAGAAGAAAUUGCCUGUAACACAAGAUACCGCGCCGCAAUGA